GUCACCGGUCCCGUUCUCAAAACCAUGGAUAUAGGUAGAGGGGAUCCGCAGUUGUCCGUUGUCGUAUGUGGUGGCAACCUAAGAAUUACUCCGGUAAGAAUUAGGAGUAAUGACCAGAGAUGGCAAUUCUAGCAACACUGCCGGGCUUCGACCUCUUCUCCAAUCUCCCCACCACCGCGCCGCGGCAGUCUCCCGGCGACCCCCGCCACCGCAGUACGCCGCCGCCAAAUCCCCCCAUCCCCGUUCCCGAAUACCCACCUCCUCUAAGAUCCCAAAAGCGUCCGAACAACGAACAAAAACCUCAUCAGAAGCCCAAUCAGAUCCCGGCCUUCUCGAUCGCCACUCUCACCUCCAAUUACCGGAAACCCGUUAAGCCCGGCGAAGUCAUCUCGGCCGACGGCGAUCGCGCCGUCAUCGUCGGCGAGUCUGGCGUUUCCUACCGCCUCCCCGGCGCCCCAUUCGAGUUCCAGUACAGCUAUUCCGAGACGCCUAAGGUCCAGCCGCUGGCGAUCCGGGAACCGGCUGUCUUGCCCUUCGCGCCGCCCACCAUGCCUCGACCGUGGACCGGAAAAGCUCCGGCCAAAAAAUCCAAGCGGAAUAUUAAACUCUUCGGGCCAUUGGAUCCCAAAGAUGGAAAUGAUACCAAACAAUAUCACUACGAAAUGUUGAAAGCUUAUGAGCUUGGGAAGUAUAGGGUGAGGCCGAGGGAUGAGGUAUUGGGGCCGCCAUUAACAAGAGAUGAAAUCAAAGAACUUCUGCAACCUCGAAUAUCUAGUAACAAACAGGUUAAUCUUGGUUAGUAUGUUUAUAUUACUGCAAUUUCCCUUAAUUUGUUUGAAAUUGUAGAGCUUUUUUUGAACCCUUG
Molecule: messenger RNA, 865 nt
Organism: Cuscuta campestris
Lineage: Eukaryota; Viridiplantae; Streptophyta; Magnoliopsida; Solanales; Convolvulaceae
Source: the annotation of a GenBank genome assembly